Molecule: messenger RNA, 996 nt
Organism: Micromonas pusilla CCMP1545
Lineage: Eukaryota; Viridiplantae; Chlorophyta; Mamiellophyceae; Mamiellales; Mamiellaceae
Exons: 2
Coding region: 1-996 (331 amino acids)
Molecular function (GO): 2-oxoglutarate-dependent dioxygenase activity
Source: RefSeq, a predicted model, not a curated record
AUGGGCGCGGACGCCGAGGACGACGACCACGUCCCCGUGGUCAGCACGGAGCUCUACGACGCGGACUUCGACGCGUUCGUCAAGGCGCGCAACGCGCGCGCCCUCGGCGCGGCGUACGAGAAGUACGGCUUCGUCAUCCUCCAGAACCACGGCGUCCCCGACGAGCUCAUCUCCCGGUCGCUCGAGUGCAGCAAGCGCUUCUUUGCGCUGUCGUCGGAGGAAAAGAUGCGGUACCACCUCCCCGGCUUGGGCGGCGCGCGCGGGUACACCGCGUUCGGCGUCGAGACCGCGAAAGGCAGCGCGCAUCACGACCUCAAAGAGUUCUGGCACCUCGGCAGGGACCUCCCGGUCGGUCACCCCCUCGAGAGAUACAUGCCCCCGAACGUCCGCGUCCGCGAGGGCGACUUCACGUCCGCGACGACGGAGGUGUACCGCGCGUUGGAUGCGCUCGGCGGCCGCGUCCUCGAGGCGCUCGCGGUGCACCUGGGGCAAACGAGAGACUACUUCGCGGACAAGGUGAACGAGGGGAACAGCAUUCUGAGGGUGAUUCACUACCCCGCGCUGGUCAAGGAGGGGCAGGACGUGAACGAGGCGCUGUCGAAGGCUGGGCACGUGAGGGCGGCGGCGCACGAGGACAUCAACCUCAUCACGUUGCUCUUGGGCGCGGACGAGGGGGGGUUGGAGCUGCUGCGGAGGGACGGGAAGUGGAUGGAGGUGAACCCGCCGCCCGGGUGCGUGACGUGUAACAUCGGGGACAUGCUGCAGAGGCUGUCGAACCACCGUUUGCCGUCGACGACGCACCGGGUCGUGAACCCGAAGCCCGAGCGCACGGCGUUUCCGCGGUACUCGAUGCCGUUUUUUCUGCACCCGAACCCGGACUUCGUGAUCGACACGCUGUCGACGUGCGUCAGCGAGGAGCACCCGAACCGGUACCCGGAGCCGAUCACCUCGGACGAGUACCUGCAGCAGCGUCUCCGGGAGAUCAAGCUGAAGUGA